Molecule: messenger RNA, 2049 nt
Organism: Coniophora puteana RWD-64-598 SS2
Lineage: Eukaryota; Fungi; Basidiomycota; Agaricomycetes; Boletales; Coniophoraceae
Product: iron reductase
Exons: 8
Coding region: 55-1902 (615 amino acids)
Biological process (GO): iron ion transport; copper ion import; intracellular iron ion homeostasis
Cellular component (GO): plasma membrane
Molecular function (GO): ferric-chelate reductase activity
Source: RefSeq, a predicted model, not a curated record
CCCUUCUUCGACCUCACCGUCUGUCCCGCGUCUUCCAUAUUCUUUCUUCGUGCGAUGGCUGGUUCCACGUCCGAGCCAAAGGGCCCAACAGACAGUUCGCUCCGCGUUGAGAGGUUCGGCGAUUAUCCACUCGAGCUGUGGUGGUCCGUCGCCAUCUUCAUGUUCGUCGUCGGCGUCUUCAAUUGGGGCUCGUACAUCCACUCGAAGCUGAGCCGGUCAAGACGGUCUACCGAUAUCGAAAGUGGUGCUCCCUCACCGUCGCGAGGAUUUUCUAUCGGACGAAUUCCCGUCAUGCUCCUCAAUGUCUUUCGGGUUAUCGCCUACCGGUGGACACUCGACAUCGGCAAAUUCUACUCCUUCAGCGUGGCGGAGCUGUUCGUCACCGCUGGAUACAUUGCUCUGUUGUAUACGUUUGAGUUCAUCAACACUACCGAUCUCGAAGGUGUCCACUACGACAUCAAGUACUGGAGUAACCGAGCAGCGCUCCUUGCCUCCAGCCAGAUCCCGUUGCUCGCGGCUUUGGGCACAAAGAAUAGUUUCGUCACUCUGGUGACCGGAAUUAGCUAUGAUCAGCUCAACUACAUGCAUCGGGUGAUGGCGCGUGCGGUCAUGUCCAUGCUAUGGAUUCAUGCGGGAAGCGAGGUGUAUAGCUUUGCUCCAUUCCAGGAGGAGCUGAAGGAGCCAUGGCUGCGCAUAGGUAUUACAGCCCUCACCGCCCUGACGGUCCUCACCGUGAUAUCCCUUCGCCCUCUUCGUUCCCGGUUCUAUGAGUUCUUCUUCUACUCGCACAUGUUGCUUGUCUUCAUCUUCCUUCUAGGCGGGUUCUUCCAUGUCAAAGCGCAACACGGUUACUACUGGAUAUGGCCCGCCUUCAUUUUCUGGGGCCUCGAUCGCGUCGUCCGUUUCGCCCGCCUGGUCAUCUUCAAUCACUCCUACUUCGGCUUCAAAUCCGGUAGCGGCACCAUGGACGCGACCGCGGAGCUGAUCUCUGACACCCUUGUGCGCGUCCGCAUGAAGCGCCCCUCUCACUUCCACUGGUCCCCUGGCCAGCAGGCGUUCCUCAUCAUGCCGUCCGUCUCGAAGCUCCCAUUCGAGGCUCACCCAUUCACCAUCGCGAGCAUCGACUCGAGCUUGUUCCAGCCGGAGCAGUUUGACGAGAACGAAAAGUCGAUCUCUUCGCUCUGGAAGGAAGUCGUGUUCCUUGUGAACAUUCGCGGAGGCUUCACAAAGCGCCUCGGCGAGGUCGCUGCCUCUAACGGUCAAAUGAGAGUGUUUAUCGAUGGACCUUACGGCCCUUCGCCCGAGUUUGGGUGCUUCGACACGUGCGUGCUUGUCGCCGGUGGCUCGGGCGUGUCGUACACGCUCCCUGUCCUCCUGAACAUUGUCGAGAGUGCUCGGAACAAUGUCAGCAAGUGCACACGCGUCGUCUUCAUCUGGUCCAUACGCGAUGCCAGUCACAUUCAAUGGAUCGAGCAAGCGCUCAUCAAAGCCGUACAGCUCGCCCCAUCCUCCCUCUCCCUCUCAAUCCGCAUUCACGUCACCGGCUCGGCGCUACCAACUCUUCCUGAGGCUCCCCAAUCGCUUUCGCAAAGACAAGACACCGACGCAUCCUCGGAGAAGACGCAGACUCCCGGUGUGACACCUGCACUCUCACUCAAGGAUCAGGAUUCUGUGCUUACACUCAGCGCUGUGCGCGUUGAGAGCGGGCGGCCUAACCUCAAAGUGCUCAUCGGUGAUGAAGUGGCUACGACGAGCAGGCGGCUCUCAGUGAGCGUGUGCGGUUCUGAUACUAUUGCUCGUGCCACGCGCGAGGCGGUGCGGUUCCCCGUUUCAGGGCCGUUGAGUGUUUUGAAUGGCGGUCCGAGCGUCUCUCUGCAUGUCGAGUCGUUCGGCUACGCGUGAUUUUCGGUGUGUUAUGACUACCAGUUUGAUAGAUUACUUCGCCCCUUCCGCUGUUGAAUAACCCGGUUUCCGAGCGCUGGCUUCUUGAUAUUAUCGGACUUAGUUGCAUUUCUUAUUCUCCAUGUAUUCUUACUCCUUAACGACCAC